AUGGGUGAAGGUGCACGAGUACGGCUAGCUGACGAACCGAAAUCAAAAACCACCGACCGACAACGUCAAAGGAAUCGGGACACGGACACGGCAACCGUCGAUUUUACUACUGAUGAUCGUUUUGAGGAACGCCGAGAUUUUUCGUCUGACUAUCGCACGAAAGUGUACGAAGACGACGACGACGAAGUCGAAGAAGAAUACAUUGAGGAGGAAAAGCGCACAUUCACUGAACGCAUUGUGACCAAGCGACACAAUUACGGUUCCGAUAGCUACGAUUCUGUAAAACGAGAGCCAGACCACCAUCGCCAGAAAACACGUCGAGGUGAUAUGGCGGUCGACUAUUCGUCGAAGGAUUUCCGCGAAUCACUGGCAACUAUAGAUGCAGCUUCACGUGAUAGAAUCUCUUCCCGAGAAGGUGUUCGCGUUCGACAGCAUGGUGAUACCACAAUUAUGACUGAGCAUCGAGAUCCGUACUCCUUCUAUUGGCAGCUUGAUCAGAACCAACGACGUUCUGAAUCGCCGAAGCGUUAUCCACCACCAGCCGAUUAUGUUAUCGAUGAGGAAGAGGUUGUCGAAACUGUACUCUCUCCAGAAUCCCAUGAUUCUGGUGUGGCAUUGGAAAAUCAGUACAGUAAACCAUUGCGUGUAAAUCCACCGACUUCAGUUUCUCCUCCACAUGUCGAUGAUGAGCUGACCCAGUUGCCUCCUGGAUGGGAGAAACAUCAAGGUGGUUUUUUUCUCUUUUAUCUCUCUCCUAUUUUUUCGUACUAUGAUCCGUCUGGAUUCUCUUAUUACUGGCAUGUGGACAGCGGGACAAUUCAGCGUGAACCACCAGUUAUACAACUCCCUCCGCACCAGCCAGUCGUUGAAGAGCAUGCGUUCAAGCAAACGACGACUAAACGUCGCAUCGAGACCACUCAAGAAAGUGAACCUGAAGAGGAGCUUGGAUAUCGAAAGGUAGUUAAAAUAUAA
Molecule: messenger RNA, 972 nt
Organism: Angiostrongylus costaricensis
Lineage: Eukaryota; Metazoa; Nematoda; Chromadorea; Rhabditida; Metastrongylidae
Source: the annotation of a GenBank genome assembly